This is a messenger RNA of Zingiber officinale, 1739 nucleotides long. RefSeq lists its product as uncharacterized. Bases 44 to 1450 code for a protein of 468 amino acids. Lineage: Eukaryota; Viridiplantae; Streptophyta; Magnoliopsida; Zingiberales; Zingiberaceae. The record is from RefSeq and is a predicted model, not a curated record. The transcript has 5 exons.
GGUAGCAAAGAGAGAGAGGGCAGUGCGUCUUUUGGUUUUAGAAAUGAUUCGUUCGAGGAAAGAAAGUGGAGGGGGAAGAAACCCCAUAAGCUUCGAGCCUUCGAUGGAUCUCAAUGCCCUUGCAAAGAUGCAAGCUUCCUCUGUUUUCUCAGCCACUGGGAGUGGGAGAGGCAGAAUCGAGAGACAAAAUCCAUUUGAAGAUGAGGGCUCAGACUUUCUCAAGGCCUUCUCAAUGACCACAACCAAGGUGGUUAAUGAAAACACAAACCUUUUUGAUGCUUCAGUUAAGAGAAGCAGAGAGGGGAUGAAUCAUAUGGCGCAAAGGAGGAUGGAAGCUCCCUCGACGCCUGGUAGGCCAUUCGUCAGCUUCAGCCUCGGGCACAUUACGAGGAAGAACGUUCCUUCAAAGUGGGACGAUGCAGAGAAGUGGCUGAUUGGUAGUCCUUGCCAUGAAUCACCUGCUCAUGUUAAAAAACCAACAGAGAUGUCAAGGAUUUACAAAGAAAAUGAUGGUGUCUUGCAGAAAGAUGAUGCCUUUGCUGAGAACCAGGUGAGGUUGAUGGAGUACAAGGUUCCAAGCUUAACCAACACAGGAUUGGAUGGGCCAUGCAUGUCUGCUGGCACAAAUGUUGCUUUCAGUGGAGCAUCUACACAUGUACUUCUUAAAGAUAAGUUUACAGACAAUGUAGAAUCAACAUACUCAAACUUCAGAUUCUUGGAUCCCUCAAAAGAAGGUUUUUUGUUCAGAAGUUCAUACUUGGAAUCAUUGAAAAACUGCACAGCAGGAGUUGUAGCAGAGGUUCAAGUUCUACGCAGAGAUAUCGGCACUGAAAGGACUCCUACGGGCAGCUCUUCCACGACGAGAUGCCACACUCCGAUAAAGAUCACUUCGCCGGCGAGGCACAACACGCCGGCAGACAGGUCCGGCCCUUUGGUUCCAUACAACGCCGGGAUUGACAUUUCUGAGCUCAAAGAUUGUUACUUGGCCAAGCUUGACACACUUGUUUCCAACUGGAGUUCUAGAGAAGAGGAAGAAGAGGAAGUGUCUAAAAGUUUGAGACAUUUGGAAAUAAGUGGUGAAAAGAAGGCUACUACUUCAUGGGAAGACGAGGAGAGAGCAAAGCUCUGUAUCAGAUAUCAGAGAGAACAAGCAAAAAUUCAAGCUUGGGUAAACCUCCAGAAUGCAAAAGCUGAAGCACAAUCAAGAAAGUUAGAGGUGAAGAUACAAAAGAUGAGAUCAAACUUAGAAGAGAAACUGAUGAAGAGAAUGGCAAUCGUUCAUAGAAGGGCUGAGGAACGGAGAGCAUCAGCUCAGCUGCAGCAUUCUCAACAGUGGCAGAGAGUUUCUGAGCAGGCUUAUGACAUGAAGAGAAAGCAGAGCACUCCUCUCUCUGGAGAAGAAGCUUGUCGCUGCUUCCCUUGCAACCACCACCACCACCACCACCCUUAAAUUCGAAUACAAACACAUGUUGCCCCGCGGGCUGGAUCAACCGGUUAAGGCGUGACAUCCUUGCACAAUGAGUUGUAGGGUCGAAGGUCCACGGACGCACACUGGAUGAAUAAUCUGAGCCGGCUGUGUUAAAUUCCGGAGACACCACGCUUUACCCGGGCCAGCAUUCACCGCUGAUUUACCUCCUCCUAGGAUCCCUGUGGGGCCAGGCCUAGGGGGGUCGCUGGACGGCGGGACCCGCCUUUUGCACAAUGAAUACAAACACAUGUUACCCCAAGAAUCUAAUGUU